GCGCACCACGGCGGGGCGCAACCAGGAGCGCGGCAGGACUCGGGGCGCUGCUUGGGAUCUACCACAGCGGAACCGAGGGUGGAAAUCACUUACAUCUGGUUGUGACAGCCCCUCUUGAGCCCUGCAUGCCUUUCCUUCUGGAAGGAACACACAGUCCUUGAGACUUCACCGGGUUCUCCUUGAUGGCUGAGGAAGAGGAUUGAGUUUGUGAUAAGAUCAGGUGUCCAUGGCAGGCUGGGCCCUAUGCAUGGCCCUGCUGCUGGCAGCACUGGCAGGGACAGAGGGUGAGACCCGCUAUCAGAAGUUCCUGCGGCAGCAUGUGGACUACCCCAAGACGACCUCAAUUGCGGCACACCGCUACUGCGAGAUCAUGCUGAUGCGAAAGGGAGUGACAGUCACAGGGCAGCCCUGCAAGCCCACCAACACCUUCGUGAAUGCUCCAUCAUGGAGAGUGGUAGCUGCCUGCUCCCAGACACCCGAUGCAGCAGGGUUCUACACCACCCCAACAGCCCUGAGCCUCACAACUUGCCGCCUGCGUGGAGGGAACACCCGGCCCCCUUGCUCCUACCGGGCCCAGCAGCUCCAGCACCAUGUGCGUGUCGCCUGCCUUAAUGGGCUGCCCGUGCACCUUGCUGGCACCCAUGCACCAGCAGGUUAGUGGGGUUUGAUGUGGUGAAGCUUCAGAUGGAGAUGUGGAUUCUCCCUCCCUCUGGGACCCCCAUUAGGACCUUCAAUAAAGGAGGUGCCACAGGCCUAGGGUCUGGCAUCAUGGAA
This is a messenger RNA of Pogoniulus pusillus (Red-fronted tinkerbird), 774 nucleotides long. Its product is annotated as ribonuclease CL2-like. The record is from RefSeq and is a predicted model, not a curated record. NCBI's taxonomy places the organism in Eukaryota, Metazoa, Chordata, Aves, Piciformes, Lybiidae. The transcript has 3 exons. Gene Ontology annotation, biological process: defense response to Gram-positive bacterium. Gene Ontology annotation, molecular function: nucleic acid binding; RNA nuclease activity. Bases 227 to 658 code for a protein of 143 amino acids.